AAUAAAGUAAAUGACUUAAGAGUAUCGCAAGAUUAGUAGGUAAAAUAUAAAUCCAUUUUUUAAUCGACGUCCUAGGCAUCACCGUCAUGGUUUCGUAGAACAACAUGAAUCUCUCUCAUUUGAAAUUUGCAAUAUCCUUUAUUGUAAAUGAAAUUUUUAAUUUUUCCGCUCAUUAUUGCUUUAUGUCCGAUCGCAACAACUAUCCCUGCCCACUCCUCUACCAUUUAUUCCGGUGACACAAACUUCCCCACCCCUCCUACCCUUGUGCUCUACAAUUCAAACACAAAAUGGCGGGCUUACUCAAAGUUGCAGCUUUCUUUGGAUUUUGCACAGCUGUUGCAGCCGUUUUGAUUGCGUGGUACCUAAAGGAGAAUUUCGAUCCUGAAAGUGUGCGAGGCAAAAAGGUAGUAAUUUGUGGAGCGUCCACAGGAAUCGGAGAGGACCUUGCUUAUCAGUACGCCAAACUUGGCGCCCAACUUUUGCUUGUUGCUCGAAGAGAAGAGGCCCUCAAAAAAGUCGUGGCACGUUGCGGGGAAUUAGGUGCGGAAACUGCUAACUAUUUUGUGGCUGACCUGUCUUCUUUGGAAGCUGCAAAGCGUUUAGCUGCAGUAAGUGUAUUGUUAGAAAUUGUGCACCCUGUUUACGAUAGUCCUAAGCUUGAACCGUUCCCACAGCUUUUCCAGCAGGUUAAUAAAUAAGCUUAAAUAACUUUGGCAGUUCAACUGAUUUUACAAUAAGCUUUAUAUGGGUAUCACAGAAAUACCCAGUCAUUGGUGAGCACGUUGUGGUCAUCUUCACGACAUAGCUUAGAAGGUGUUAUAUUAAUUGCUUUGGUAACCUAGUAACAGCGAAACCUGUUCAAAACACCCUUUAUUUUAAGGUGGCUCAUAAUGCAUGGUUUUGAGCACUUUUCAACCUUUCUUCUUUGAGGAACAAUGCUACCUCUUGUUUAAAACUAGAGGCAGCACUGAUUAAGAGAAGAAGAAAAUUUGGAGCCACCUUAAAUUUUUCGAAAAAUAUGCAGGGUGGCUCUGAAUCUGAAACUUACAAAAAGUUGCAACUUAACAUAUUAAUCACAAUAAUAUUUGAUAACAAAAAUUGGAUUCAUAAUCACCAGGCUUGUUUUUUAGGGGUUUAAAAAGUCCUUGAAACAACCUGAACAGAGCUGUAGCCAGAAAAAAAUUAUGACUGAGGCAAUGUCCAUGAUUGAGUGUGCCCAUGAUCCUCAAGAUUGCGGGUACACCAGGUCACCUGAGAGGAAACUGAGCCUAUUACCCUAGAGUCCACUGAAAAGGUGCUGGUAUUAAUCUAUCAAAGCAGAAGUGUUAAAACAUUCUAGAAGCAUCUGUUGGGAGCUUAAAUACCCUGUUCUGUACAGAAAGGGCAAAAACCAUUGCCUGUCAGGUAGUAUGUUGCUGUAUAGGAGCAACCCCUGGGGCCUAAAGGACAAUACAAAUUCCC
This is a messenger RNA of Orbicella faveolata, 1461 nucleotides long. RefSeq names its product hydroxysteroid 11-beta-dehydrogenase 1-like protein. The record is from RefSeq and is a predicted model, not a curated record. NCBI's taxonomy places the organism in Eukaryota, Metazoa, Cnidaria, Anthozoa, Scleractinia, Merulinidae.